AUCUUUAAAAAAAUCGAACGGUAGUUGAUGUGUUGUUUGUGAAAACUGCAAUUGAUAAACAAGAUAUCAGUCGAUACAGGGAAGGAAUCGGUUGCACAAUUGUCAAAAUGCUGCGGUCUCACUGCUCCGAACGGAGUGACAGUUCCUUUGAAAUCGAUUGAAGUUGAGGUGAACAUCAAAGGCUAUUUAGCUGAGGUGGUAACAAAGCUGCAGUACACAAAUGCAGAGGAAAAUCCGAUUGAAGCCUUGUUUACUUUUCCUGUUGAUGAUGGAAGUGCCGUCUAUCAGUUUGAGGCUGACAUUGAUGGGCGUCAUAUUGAAGCUGAAGUUCAGGAAAGAGAGCAGGCCAUUCUCACCUACAAAGAUGCAGUAGACAACGGUAUGACGGCCAUGUUGUUGAAGGAGGACACGACGAGUAGCGACACGUUCCAGUGCACGCUGGGAAAUCUUCCCCCAGGAAAAGACGCCGUCUUGAAGAUGUCGCUUGUGAAUGAACUUCCGCAGGAGGCUGACGGGAAACUACGGUUCACACUUCCAACUGUGCUAAAUCCUCGGUACUCACCAGAUGCAGGAGGAAGCGUAGCAGCAGAGGGAUCCACCUAUGUGCAACCUUGUGCAAUGCCGUAUAAGUUCAAGUUGAUGGCCAGCGUGGAGGGGUACCACAAGAUUAAAGCAGUUACCUCUGACAAAUUAUCUCUGAAAGUUGAAAUGGAACGUGAAGAAAAACUUGCAAAGGUUUCGCUGGGUGAGGAGUUCAAGUUUGACCAUGACCUGACUCUCUACAUCGAGUAUUCAGAGCCCUUCCAGCCGCAGGUGGUGUUUGAGAAUGGUGACAAAGACAGUGAGGGACUGUUGAAAGAAGACCUACUGAUGGUCAGUUUCCAUCCGGAUUUGAAACAAGUAUCCAUGUCAAACAGCGGUGAAUACAUCUUUAUUAUCGAUCGAUCUGGUAGUAUGAACGGAGACAGGAUCAAGAAUGCAAAAGAGGCUUUACUUCUCUUUCUGAAGAGUUUGCCCCCGUCCUGCCAUUUCAAUGUGGUCAGCUUUGGAAGCGAGUUCUCAUGCCUUUUUGAUAGGAGUGAACCCUACACUGAGAAAUCCCUGAAGAAGGCCCUGAUACUGCAAAAGACAAUGGAGGCUGACAUGGGUGGUACAGAGAUGUACAAACCACUUGAACACGUCCUCAAGGCCAAAGUUAAGAAACAGCCCAGAAAUGUGUUCCUUCUGACAGACGGUGAUGUUGGAAACAGCGAACACGGGAUUUCUCUGAUCAAGAGUCAUUGUAGCACAACCAGAGUGUUCGCACUUGGUAUUGGCGAAGGGUUGUCUACGUCCCUCGUGAAAGGCGUUGUGAGGGCAGGGAACGGGCUGGCUGAGUUCAUAGCAGAUGAUGCUCGCAUACAGCCCAAGGUUGUGUCCUUGUUGAAAUGUGCAAUGCAGCCAGCAGUGACCAACCUAGAGGUCACGUGGGACUUGCCCCCCGGUGUGUCUCUUGUUUCCAUACCAACUGAGCUCCCGGCUAUGCUGACUGUUGGCCAGAGACUGACAUUCUUUGCAUUGCUGAAAGGGGUAGAAAUGAAUACUGUAUAUGCUCCAAGUACCCUUUCCUUGAAAGGAUUACAAAACAAUAACCCCAUCACCUUUACAUUGACCUUCACCUUAUCUGAUGAUAAAAAGGUCAGUAAGUCUGCCCCUGUUAAUUGCCUGGCAACCAAAGUUCAGAUAAAGCAGCUGCAGGAUGCUGAAGCUGCUGUCCAAGAGGAGAUUGAAACUGACUGUCAGCUUCAGAGUGACAACACCAAUCAGAUUAACUACCUUUGCAUAUUGAGAUUGAGAAGACAGAUUGUUGACGUUAGUCGUCAUGGAAACAUUAUAUCUAAAUUUACAUCGUUUGUUGCUGUGGACACUGAGGGUGAGAAAGUUCAGGGUAAACUUGAACCAAGGUCCUGUCCUAUACCCACCGUUAGUGAGGAAUUUGUGAAGGGGUUUAAUGAAAGCCAGUCUGCUGAAUAUGGUUCUGGUGGAACACUAGUGGCGACGGCGAUGUGUUCUGCUGCAACAUUGAUGGCGAUUGAAAGCGACCUAAAGUUGAGGUGUAGUCUUAUAGACUAUCUUCGAAAUACGUCAAAACAGAAGAAAUCUUCUUCCCUCUUGAAGAGGCUCGGCUGUGGAUUGUUGAAAAGGUCAAAGAAACAAGCAUCUUCAUCAGCACCAAUGGAUUUCAGUGAUAAAUCACUGGAUGCAGUCAUGGCAGAUAAGACGUCCUCCAAUUCAGAUGUUGCAGUUGGAUCUGAUCAAAUGAUGCUGGAAGUGAUAACGUUGCAAGAGUUGGCUGGCAACUGGACAGUCUCUUCUCGGCUCACUGGGUUUCUUAAGAUCAGUAAUGAGCAACUAAAGUCUAAAGAGAUUAUUGCUGAUGGCACAGUGCUGUUAACGCUGGCCGUGAUUGCCUGGCUCAGAAAGCACUACGGGCACCGUCAAGAUGAGUGGGAGAUUAUUGAGACCAAAGCAGUCAUGUGGCUCGGCCAGCAGGGCUUGCAGAGACCAGUCGAGGAGCUGAUAACGCUGGUCACAGAGAAAAUGCUGACUGCUUGAAAUCAGAGACAAAAUAACAAUAUCAUACAAAAGUUAUGAUGUAACUUCUACUGAUUGAUUGAGAAGCUUACAACUCGGGUUGGACAGUAAAUUGUGGGCCAUUAUGGACACAUCAUAUGUUCAAUAUUCAACAUUUGGAGUUAAAAUACUUAGAAGUAGUACUAGUACUGGAUGUUGUAACUGAAUAGUGGAAUAAUUAUUUAAAAAUCACGAUAAAAACUGUAUUUGUAUUAGGGAGUUGAUGUUUUCCAUGAAUUUCUGUCCUUAAGUUGUCCUUAUUGAUUGUUUUUCUCUCAAAAUUUAUAUUUUCAUUGUAAUUUGGUUAAGGGUACUUACUAUCAUGCAUCUUUUUACGACCAUUGACCUCUGACAUAUUGGCAUGCAAGGUGUAUUUCAGACAUGCCAGUGACGGUUCUAGUGUAUUCUGAUGUUAUAACGUAAUACAUGUGCAACAAUUCCGUAUUGUUUAAUGGUAAAUCCUAAAGGCCGUAAGGGAAUAUGUCAAGCAUAUUCUAUUAAAAUUAUUAUGUUUCUCCUUGUCAAAAUCGUUAUUGUUCUCUAUACGUAUUUUUUUUAGAAAUGUCAUUUCAUUGAAUUUAGUUAUGAAAUUUCAUUUAACUUACUAAAAUAUAUACAUAAUAAUAUUGAUUUGGUUACCUACUAUAGUAUACUGAUACGUGACAAUACUUUAUUUAUAAUUAUAUGCAUUAAAGACGAUGUACUUGUGUAUAAGUCUUAAUAAACUGUCUGUUCUGUUCUAUGAACAAUGUUAGUUUGUUAGCGGAUAUGUUACUCCCAACUAGCUUAUCAAAUGUGUAAGUUAUAGUUAUUGAGCAGCAUAUUAUAUAUUCACUUACCAUAGUGUGUCAUUUAAUUACUUUUGAAACCUGUAACGUUUAGUACUGUUAUUUUUAUUUUAUUUACAAACUGUUAUUUCUAACAUUCAACUUUAAUAUAAUGAAAUUUAUUAUCUUUAUACUCGUCGUUUAUUUACAUUAUUAUUUGUAAUAAAUUCACAAUUUACUAUUAAUGCAUAUAUACAAAUGUAUCUAUUUUUGUUGGUUGUUCUUUAUUUUUCUGCAAUCAUGUGUUCAAUAAUUUUAGAAAUUCAUUUGAAAUGUGUGUGACAGUAACAUAUGUUUCAAGAAACGAAAUGUCUUUGAAAAUGUGUUCAACGUUUUCUUGUUCAUUUAAAGCAUUUUAAACAAAUUCAGUUUGGAGAUUAGCUUUGAUAAAUCCAAUGGAACAUGUAAAAUAACGGCAGGUGGUUGCAAGGAUAACUAUAUCUACUCAAUAUUUAACUAAGUUUGAAUCAGAUCUUCAUUAAACUUAGUGAUGAUUUUUAAGGGCAUAUAUUUUCAGCCAAGUACUCUUACCAGCCAGAAUGAGAUCGCCUGACGGUCAGUGUCACUGUUGUUAAAAAUAGAAAAACUUUGUCUGCUCAAUAACAUAAGUUUGCAUAGAGAUAUUGCAUUACAAUUAUGCAUUUAGUUGACGUACAUGGAGACUUGGGAUUGCAUUUGGGACAAGUUGUGUAAAGUUGAUGGUUGUUAAAAAAAGAAAAUCGACAAUCAUUUGGUUCACCAAUCUUAAUUAACUUUUGUAUACAGCAAGCUUGCAUGGACACGAAGAUGGUGAUUAUUAAUUUUAUUUUUUUUUUUGGGGGGGGGGGAGGCUUGUGGGUCAACAUCUUUUAUAUAAAAAAAUGGCUUUGUUAAUUAAAACAUACUUUUUUAGGCUCAAUUAAUUAAGUUUGUGAGAGGUAUUGCAUUGAACUUGUGUGUAGGUAGCUUUCUCUGCUGAUCUAGCACAGGGUUGUAUUUGGGACAAGUGAGGUCAAGGUCACUAUCACAAAAGAUAGAAAGAAAAAUAGUUUGUUUUUAAUUUCUUAAGUUGCAAGGAUGUCUUGAUUAAAAAAUGUGUGUGUAUAUAGCUUUCAUGCAAACCUUUUCAGAGAUUGCACACUUCUGUUAAUUAUAUGAGAUUUAUAAGUAUGGUGUCGAAAACCUGACAUGUUUCUUGUUGUCUUCGUUAUUUUCUGUGUCACCAUUUGUGCAAUAUAUCCUUUACAGAUGAAUGUAACCCAGACCCUUUAAAUGGCGUACUUUUUUGCAUGUUGACUCUUGUUCCCGUAAAUGUCUAAUUUACAAUAGUUGUUUGCAUUUAUUAUACAUUUACUUAUAUAUGCGCACUCACUAAUAGACAUUUUUCAUGUUUUUUUAGUUGUAUCUUUUUUAUCAGACUGCCAGUGCACAAAGUUCUCAUGGUGAGCUUUUGUGAUCGCUUUCUGUUUAAGGCCUGUUUUGGGUCAUGUGUUUUCAAGAUAUGCCUUUUGGUUUGUGGACAGUUGAAAGGUCACAUUUAUUUCAAAAUUUUGGUCAGAAUAUUUACCAAAUGAUAUCGCGGUUGAGUUCGAUACUAAGUAACGUGGAGUAGUAACUUUGUUAGUAAGUCAGGUUAAUCAACAAAUAUGUGAAAACUGUAGAAUCCAUAUUGUGUGCAAAAUGUUCAUAAAUCUUUAUUAAAAACAUGUGUCCCUAUGAUAUUCCUGCGAAAUUGUGUGGUGUGGUGUCAAAAAGGUCACAAGAGAAAAUUAAAGGAAAGGCUUGUGAAAACUCAAAAGGCCAAAUUUAUUGCCCAAUCUUUCGUUAUACUUUCUUUAGAACAUUUGUCCCAACGAUAUUCGGUCUAAUAAGAAACUAGAGCAUGUUGGGUCAAAACUAGGUCACUAAGCUAAUUUAUGGAAAAAAAACGUAUGAACUCAAACCUUCGUGAAACUUGGUCAGAAUAUAUGUCUUUUUGAUAUUCUUACCAAAUUUAAAAUUCGGUCACCUUAAGUAAAAAAAAUAGAUUGGUACUUCCAAUUUAAGAAAUAAUGUGUGAACCCUCUUAAGUUCAUUUUUUUUUCAAAUAUUCAUGAAACUUCAUGAACUUAUUUAUUCUAAUUAAGGCAAAAUAAAGUCAAAUAAAGUGCUAUUUCUUUCACUUCUUUCGGUAUUUAGUCAUCAAUUGAAAGAGGAUGGUUACACAUUUGAAUUUUAAAAGAUUAAUCAAAUAAACAUCGGGUUCAGUAUCAAAAUAGUUUUCCAAUGCAAACAAAACCUUAAUAGUUUAAAGCGAGAUUAUACGAUGUUUAUAUACAUCCAAAACAAAUUAUACACAUACAUAUACAUGCAAAAUGCAAAUUAUGGGGGUUCAAGUCGUAGCAAUAAAUGGUUUACUUUUGAAUGCUCUGAAAAAGAUCGACCUUUUAUAAUCAUUUAAAUUUAUAUAGAAAAAAUAAAACAGAUGGAUAUAGGUCGUUAUUAAUUAACAGUAGGACUGAAUAUUGUAUUAAGCAAGCUAAACUAAAAUAUGAUAAUAAUCAAACUAAAAAAUUGCUAGAGGCCAGGUUUAAAAAUGCCAAGUUUUAUUGGAAAAUGCUUAAACAGUCAGCUGGUUUACAAACAUCAAAUAUAACCAUGGAUGUAUUUGCGAAUUAUUUUAAAAGUAUCAACUUUCCAGAUAGCAUGUUUUUUUUCACCCGAUGAAGACGUUGUGCACUUUGUUGAAAGGUAUGAACAAAUGAGUUUAAUAUUAUGUUUGAGGAAUUAAAUAUUCCCAUAUCAAUACAAGAAAUUAACAUGGCAAUUUCCGAAAUACCCCCGAACAAGAGUGCAGGCACUGAUUUAUAUUUAAAUGAAUUUUUUAUACACGGAAAAAGUAUACUUACGCCGUAUUUACACGUGCUAUUUAAUAAAAUAUUUAUGUUAGGGUAUUUUCCUACGGCAUGGUCAGAUGGUGUCGUGAUUCCUUUAGACAAGAAAGGCAGUGUUAACGAUGUCAAUGAUUAUCGAGGUAUUACACUUCUCAGCACACUAUAAAAUUUAUUUACCAAAAUAUUAAAUAAUAGAUUAUCUGGUUGGGCAGAAAAUUACUAUGUAUAUAUAGAAGCACGGGCGGGAUUCAGGUCCCAAAUGAGCACAGUUGAUAAUAUUUUUGUUUUACAUGGACUCAUAUCUCACAUUUUAAAUAAUGGUUUAUAGAUUUUACUAAGGCAUUUGACUACCGGUACGUCGUAAGGGAUAAUUUAUGAUAUCAAUUGAUAAAGUUAUUCGUGUCCUAUUCUUGAUAUCAUGAGGUCGAUGUAUAAUGCGAUUAAGUCCAAAGUCAAACAUUGUAACGAAAUAAGUGAUAGUUACGAAUGCAUGCUUGGAGUGAGACAGGGUGAAUGUUUGUCCCCGAUUUUAUUUAUUUUCAAUGUAUUUAAAUGACUUAGAGUCAGAAUUUUACAUUAAAGGAAUAGAAGGUAUUGAUGUUAAUACUUUUAAAAUGUUCCUUUUACUUUAUGCUGAUGAUAUGAUUAUUUUCGGUAACACAGCAGAAGAAUUACAAAAAGGAUUAGAUGUACUUCAAUAUUAUUGUCAGCGCUGGAAACUUACUGUAAACACUGAAAAAAAAAUCAUGAUUGUCAGAAAAGGUGGGCGACAAACUUCUAAACAUGUUUACUAUAACGGUCAACGGGUUGCUAUUGAAAAUAAGUUUAAUUAUCUCGGUAUCGUUUUUACACCUGGAGGUUCCUUUUCGGAAGCACAAACUACGCUUUCAGGACAAGCAUUAAAAGCAAUUUUCAAAAUGAAUAAAUCUUUACAUAAAUUUACUGACCUUUCUGUGAGUCACAGAUUGAAUCUUUUUGAUAGACUUAUAAUGCCAAUUUCGAACUACGGCAGUGAAGUUUGGGGCUUUUCUAGAGGUAUGUCUAUUGAACGUGUUCACAUGCAAUUUUGUUAACAAAUCCUUGGUGUAAAACGAUGUACGCAAAAUGAUUUUGUAUAUGGCGAACUUGGUCGUCUUAAUUGUCAAUCUGCUAGAUAUGUUUACAUUAUUAAAUAUUGGAUCAAGUUAAUUAGAACAUCAGAAAAUAAGUUUACUAAAAAAGUCUACUUAAUGUUAGUUAAUGACUGUAAUGUUCAUCCUAAUAAAAUCAACUGGUAUUCACUACUUAAAGGCUUCCUUGGUAACUUAGGAUUUUACGAGGCAUGGUUGUUUCAGGAUGUUGGAAAUGACAAGAUGUUCAUCCCAAAUGUUAAACAAAGAAUAACGGAUAAUUUUAUUCAAAACUGGAAUGAGAGACUGGGCAACUCAAGCAGAGCCAAUUUAUAUAAAAACAUUGCCUUUUUUAAAUUACAGCCUUAUCUAGAUUUGUGAACAAUUAAAAAAUUUCGAAUUUGUUUUUCUAAACUGAGAUGCUCUUCGCAUAGAUUGCAUGUAGAAAGCGGUAGAUGGGCCAAACCUCCCGUUCCUAUAGGCGAAAGAAUAUGUCAUAUUUGUAACACAUUAGACGAUGAAUUUUACUUUGUUUUAGAGUAGUAGAAUAUAUUCAGAACUAAGAUCCCAGUAUAUACCAUUUUAUUACAUAAAUCGACCUAACGUAAUCAAAAUUAUUGAAUUACUAACAACUGAAAAUAAAACGUUGCUGCACAAAUUAUGCUGUUACAUUUAUAAAUCAUGUAUAGUAAGGGCUAGUAAUACAUAUGUACCCUGUUGAUAUAUGUUCAUGUUAAACGGACCUUUAAAAUUUACUGUAAACAACUGUUUUUGAAUGUAUUUGAUCAUUUGUCAUUAUAAUCUUGUAAUUGAAGGUUAUCUAACAUUAUCGUGCCUAUUGAUAAAUGUCCUAUACGACAAUAUGUUUGUUUGCUGUUAACUAAAUGUAACGAGUUGAAUUACAGCGUACAUGUACACGUAUUGUUCUAUAACUAUCAAGCAUGUACAAAGAAUGAAUUGUGUUAUUUGGUUAAGUAGAGAGUAUUGUUUUAUAUUAAGACAUAGUUUAUGUAAAAAAUAUUAAUAUAUGUAUUGUUGCAAUUGUACGUAUUAUUACUUUGUAUAAUCAUGAUUAUUUACUCUGUAAACACUGUACGCUUAAUUUGUCAACAUCUGGCUUUUGGCCUUCUGGAUGUUAUAUUCAAAUAAACUUGAACUUGAAA
Molecule: messenger RNA, 8564 nt
Organism: Dreissena polymorpha
Lineage: Eukaryota; Metazoa; Mollusca; Bivalvia; Myida; Dreissenidae
Product: von Willebrand factor A domain-containing protein 5A-like
Exons: 21
Coding region: 382-2595 (737 amino acids)
Source: RefSeq, a predicted model, not a curated record